AUGCAUUCUCUAUUCCUCAUCCUUCUCUUACUGUCGCAAGUGAUAUCUGGUCAAGUCCAGAGCCCCUUCUCUGGCCUGGAGAAUCAGCAACGAGCGCCCAAGUCAGCAUAUCCAGAGCCAAUCAAGAUCAUCGACGGGCCGGUGCACGUCAGGGAUCCUACUUUGGUAUACGAUGCCAAAGGUCAACAGUACAUUGUCAUGUCUACGGGCAAUGAGCUUCUCUACCUGUCUUCCCCAAAUCUGACAGGCCCUUAUGUCCAAGCAGGCAGUGUCCUAGGUAACGCGAGCCUCAUCAGUAGUUCUUACAAUCCCUGGGCUCCCGACGUCACCCUCAUCGAUGGCAAGUUUUACGUCUACUAUUGCGUCUCCCGCUUCGGCACACAGGACUCAACCAUCGGUCUCGCCAUCUCCUCGUCAGGUGAAGAGAGCUCCUUCCACGAUCUGGGUGGGCUGUUCAGCACAGAGCAUGGCAAUAUCUCCAACGCCCUAGAUCCACACCUGGUCCCGGGCGGGGAAUAUUUGUCGUACGGUAGCUACUUCGGCGGGAUCUACCUUGCUAAGCUCAACAGUCUCACUUCCAUCGACCAAAGCUCUCUACCUGGGAUAAAGAUCGCCGACGGCUUUCCGUUUCCUAAUGCCAUCGAAGGUAGCUUCAUCUUCCACCGAAAACCCUGGUACUACCUCUUCCUCUCCGAAGGGCAAUGCUGUGGUUUCAAUCAGCACGAGCUACCAGAAGACAACACGACGGAAUAG
This is a messenger RNA of Microstroma glucosiphilum, 753 nucleotides long. RefSeq names its product Arabinanase/levansucrase/invertase. NCBI's taxonomy places the organism in Eukaryota, Fungi, Basidiomycota, Exobasidiomycetes, Microstromatales, Microstromataceae. Gene Ontology annotation, biological process: carbohydrate metabolic process. Bases 1 to 753 code for a protein of 250 amino acids. Gene Ontology annotation, molecular function: hydrolase activity, hydrolyzing O-glycosyl compounds. The record is from RefSeq and is a predicted model, not a curated record. The transcript has 3 exons.